GCCAUGGGGAGCCCCCGCGCUGCGCUGCUGAUGCUGCUCCUGCGCCCCAUCAAGCUGCUGAGGAGGCGCUUCCGGCUGCUGCUGCUGCUCGCGGUGGUAUCAGUGGGACUCUGGACUCUGUAUCUGGAGCUAGUGGCGUCAGCCCAGGCUGGCGGGAACCCCCUGAAUCGCAGAUACGGCAGCUGGAGAGAACUGGCCAAGGCCCUGGCCAACAGGAACAUCCCCGCCGUUGAUCCCAAUCUCCAAUUCUAUCAUCCCCAGAGGCUGAGCCUCAAGGACCAAGAAAUUUCCGGAAGUAGGAGUAGGAACAGUAGCUACCUGAAGUGGAACAAGCCCGUCCCAUGGCUUUCAGAGUUCCGGGGCCAUGCCAACCUGCAUGUGUUUGAAGACUGGUGCGGCAGCUCCAUCCAACAGCUCAGGAGGAACCUGCACUUCCCACUGUACCCCCAUAUCCGCACAACCCUGAGGAAGCUGGCUGUGUCCCCCAAGUGGACCAACUAUGGUCUCCGCAUAUUUGGCUACCUGCACCCUUUUACCGAUGGGAAGAUCCAGUUUGCCAUCGCUGCCGAUGACAAUGCCGAAUUCUGGCUGAGUCGUGAUGACCAGGUCUCGGGCCUUCAGCUGCUGGCCAGUGUGGGCAAGACAGGAAAGGAAUGGACAGCCCCCGGCGAGUUUGGGAAAUUUCAGAGUCAAAUUUCCAAGCCAGUGAGCUUGUCGGCCUCCCUCAGGUACUACUUUGAGGUUCUGCACAAGCAGAAUGGUGAGGGCACCGACCACGUGGAGGUCGCGUGGAGACGGAAUGACCCUGGAGCCAAGUUCACCAUCAUUGACUCCCCUGCCUUGUCCCUCUUCACAAAUGAGACCAUCCUCAGGAUGGAUGAGGUGGGCCACAUCCCACAGACAGCAGCCAGCCAUGUAAGCUCCUCCAACACUCUUCCCAGGGAUGAGCAGCCCCCAGCUGACAUGCUGCGGCCUGACCCUCGGGACACCCUCUAUCGAGUGCCGCUCAUCCCCAAGUCCCAUCUGCGCCAUGUCCUGCCUGAUUGUCCCUACAAACCCAGCUACCUGGUGGAUGGGCUCCCGCUACAGCGCUAUCAGGGCCUCCGCUUUGUUCAUCUGUCCUUUGUUUAUCCCAACGACUACACCCGUCUGAGCCACAUGGAGACCCAUAAUAAGUGCUUCUACCAUGAAAGUGCCUAUGACCAGGACAGGUCCAGCUUCCAGGAGUAUAUCAAGAUGGACAAGCCAGAGAAGCAGGGCCUGGAGCAGCCAGGUUUUGAGGAUGGCCUUCUGGAAGAACCCCAGUAUGAAGAAGCAGAGGACAUCCCUGCCUCCCAAGACCAGGAUCCUGGGACACAAGGGAGAAAACAAAGGACUACUUCCACCCCAGGGCUGGGUGUCACUGACUACCACCUCCGGAAGCUCUUGGCUCACCCACAGAGUGGCCCGUUGGCCCCUUUUUCCAGGCGGAACUCGACACCUCCCUUUCCAACAAGGACUAGUGGCAGCCCAGGCCAGCAGCCAGAGAAAAGGAAGGGGAAAAGUAGCCCUGUGCCCAGCCACGAUUUGUCUCAUUCUGACAAGGGGACCCUGAGGAACCUGCCUCUCGUUCAGAGAGCCAGACCCACUGGGGACAGUCCCGGGAAGACGCUUGAGCAGGCCCAGUGGCUGAAUCAAGUGGAGUCCUACAUUGCUGAGCAGAGAAGGGGUGACCGGAUGCAGCCCCAGGCUCCCAGCAGGGGCUGGCAUGGGGAGGAGGACGUGGUGGUAGCAGCAGGCCAGGAAAGAGAAGUGGAGGAAGAGGAAGAGGUGGAAGAAGAGGAAGAAGAUAUGAGUGAGGUGUUCGAAUACGUACCUGUGUUUGACCCGGUGGUGAACUGGGGCCAGACCUUCAGUGCUCAGAACCUUGACUUCCAAGCCCUGAGGACUGACUGGAUUGAUCUGAGCUGUAACACAUCUGGCAACCUGCUGCUUCCGGAGCAGGAGGCCCUGGAAGUCACACGGGUCUUCCUGAGAAAGCUCAGCCAGAGGACCCGGGGGAGAUACCAGCUGCAGCGCAUCAUCAAUGUGGAAAAGCGCCAGGACCGGCUGCGUGGCGGGCGCUACCUCCUGGAGCUUGAACUGCUGGAAGGCCAGCGCCUGGUGCGCCUCUCAGAGUACGUGUCCACUCGAGGCUGGCGGGGAAGUGACAGCAUUGGUGGGGAGGACACGGAAGCCCGGAACCUGCAGGGCCUGGUCUGGAGCCCACGCCGCCGCCGCAGGCACGUGCUGAAUGUCCAGGAUCCAGAGCCAAAGCUGUGCUGGCCCCAAGGUUUCUCCUGGAACCAUCGAGCUGUGGUCCACUUUAUUGUGCCUGUGAAGAACCAGGCUCGCUGGGUGCAGCAGUUCAUCAGAGAUAUGGAGAGCCUGUCCCAAGUCAGUGGCGACCCACAUUUCAACGUCAUUAUCACAGACUAUAGCAGUGAGGACAUGGAUGUGGAGAGGGCGCUGAAGAGGUCCAGGCUGCGGAGCUACCAGUACCUGAAGCUGACUGGAAACUUUGAGCGCUCCGCUGGACUCCAGGCUGGCAUCGACCUGGUGAAGGAUCCACACAGCAUCAUCUUCCUCUGUGACUUGCACAUCCACUUUCCAGCAGGAAUCAUCGAUACCAUCCGGAAGCACUGUGUAGAGGGCAAGAUGGCCUUUGCCCCCAUGGUGAUGCGGCUGCACUGUGGGGCCACCCCACAGUGGCCUGAAGGCUACUGGGAGGUCAAUGGAUUUGGACUGCUUGGCAUCUACAAGUCAGACCUGGACAAGAUCGGGGGCAUGAACACCAAGGAGUUCCGAGACCGCUGGGGAGGCGAGGACUGGGAGCUUCUGGACAGGAUCCUCCAAGCGGGCCUGGAAGUGGAUCGGCUCUCCCUCAGGAACUUCUUUCACCACUUCCAUUCCAAGCGCGGCAUGUGGAACCGCCGCCAAAUGAAGAUGCCGUGACCCCCAGGGACAGCUGCUUCCAGCUCCUUGACUUGCAGUUGACCUCGAGGAGGGAAUUACGAGGAACAGAAGCCUCAGCGCUAACUGCCUUCUCCACCAGGAGCCGUCCCUUCGUGCAGGGACGAGUGCCGAGGCCCCUCUGCCACUCACCGAGUUGACAGAUGCACAGGAUGGGCAAUGAGGUCAAGAAGAAAACACCUGCUUGAGUACAAUACCAUCGUGUCCACAAAGGUGCAUUCCGAGGCCCCGGCGCUCCUCAUGGGGAGUACUGACCAUGAACCAGAAACUUCAAUGGGACAGAUUUUAUUUGGGGUGGAGGUGUGGGGGGGGAUAAUUUUUAACAGAGUAUGAAGACUUUUGUCUAGACCCAGCGCUGACUGGGAGUGAAGCUGUGCAUAGCCGACCUCAGACCCACUGAGAUGCUGGUCCCAUGCGGAAUACCUCAGCUCCAGGCUCAGUCUGUGCCUUCCAAACAACACACACGUUUCUCCUGGUAGCCACUGAACAGCUGGCCACCAGCUGGGGUAUUAGCCCAACUCCUACAGAUGGAGAGUUCUUUAGUGGAAGGCCAACUUGGGCGGCAUCUUCCUUCUGUGACAGGCUGCAGGGUGAGAAUGAGUGGGCAUGGGCCCAUCCUCCCGAGUGUCCGACACGUGGGCUGUGUGGAACCAGGGAGGUCGUGCAGGCCGAGAAAUGCCCCUCCUCCUUUAUCUCAUCUGCCAGGGAAGACCUGGAGAUGAUAGGGAGGUGCCACCAAAGGUGGCAUGGAUAGAUAGGCCCUCACCUGCUUCCUUACGUGAGAAUUUGAGGAGGGACUCAAGCAGGGGGAGACAAAAAAGGGAAGAAGACGUAUACUGUAAGCUUAGCACUCCUGUGGCCUUGCCUUCCUGCGGAGAGAGCCCCAGCCUCCUGGCCCUGAGGAGAUGAGGAGGUGAAACCCGGCCAUCUGAUAAGGGGCAGGGUGACAUGGGAGGGGGUCAAGGCAGGAAGAACUGAAAGAUGGUGAGUCUCGGGGGACAAUAGCCGUAACCUUUUCCGUCUUUGGCUACCCCUUCUGUCCCCUGACGUCACAUACUUAUCUUGCACUAAUAGUCCCGUUGCUCCGUGGCUGGGACUUUCUACUGUUGCUGCUGCUGCUCAUUCGCCAGUGGUGCGUUGGAUGCUCGGGUAUUAAACCCAGUCUGUGAAGACGGCUCAGCGCAGCGAGCGCCCUUGCUGCCUCAAGAAAGGGCUGCACUCCGCAGAGCCGGCCUACCAUGCUGUGAACGAAAGCGCAGGCGCGGCAUUUGGAGCUGCAGGACCCACGUGGUGGGCUCUGUGGGUGCCAAGAACAACCGGUUUGGCACGUGCAAAGUGGGGCCGCCUGGAAACCCCCCCACCGGGCCUUGGCUCUUUCUCGGCCCGCUCUGGCCUUCUGCCCUUUAGAAAGGCACAUAGGAAGCAGGCUAGGGCUGCAGUUGGAGAGCUGGAGGGCCAGGCUUCUUUCUACAGCCGUAGAUUCUUGGCAUUGUGCUGGAAGGCCAGAGCCAGUCCCAGCCGCCCUCCUGCUCUGUUUCUGAGGACUGGACGCCCCCUGGGCCUUCCCCCCCACCCCUGCGCAUCACCUCCCUCCCAGGUCUAGUGCCUUGUGUUUGAUGUCUGUUACCUCCUUACCAUCUGCCUUAAGGGAGAGGAGAAUGCUGUGGGGAGGGGGAAGGAAGAGGGCCUAAACUCAGCCUCGUAGGAAACAAAGGCUGUUUUCCUGUUGCCCAAGAGCCAGGGGACGACACUGGACACUUGCGUCCCUCAGCUGUCUGCCCCAUGACAGGCUAAGGACUGCCCGUGGCCUUCCGCCUUGGUGCUUGCCGGCAGAAAGGACAAGCUUCCUGUGUGGCAGUGUGCUUGGGAGGGACACCGCACUGUCCUGACUCUGUCACGGUCUCAGCAGCCCAGGGGAGUGGAGGUCGCAGCCUCAGCUAGAGAGGCUUCUCCCUGCCUGAAGAAGGCUGGCUGGGGCCGUGCAGCUGUAGUCCCAGCACUCGGGACGUUGAGACACGAAGAUCAGGCGUGCAGGGCCAGCCUAGGCUACUUAACAAGACGCUGUCAAAAUUAAAUAAAUACGAGAAAAAUC
Messenger RNA from Peromyscus leucopus (white-footed mouse), 5083 nucleotides. It is a transcript of the gene B4galnt3, whose product is annotated as beta-1,4-N-acetyl-galactosaminyltransferase 3. Gene Ontology annotation, cellular component: Golgi cisterna membrane. Gene Ontology annotation, molecular function: acetylgalactosaminyltransferase activity. The record is from RefSeq and is a predicted model, not a curated record. Lineage: Eukaryota; Metazoa; Chordata; Mammalia; Rodentia; Cricetidae. The coding region runs from base 4 to 2973 and encodes 989 amino acids. The transcript has 20 exons.